CGUUCAUUUGACAAGACAAAUACUCCUCGGCUGAGUUUGGUCGCUAGAAAGAAAAGAGUCCUGUAACCUGUCUUUGUGCGAUGGCUGCAAACAUGACCGAGGAUCGACCCGAGCGAUCCGAUGGAAAGAUCGUGAAGAUGGAGGUCGAUUACAGUGGGACCGUGGACACGCGUAUCCCGGAGAGCGAGAAAAUGGCCAAAGAGGGGAAACUACAGGAGGCCGUUGACAACUUGUUGUCAUUGGAGAAACAAACCAGAACAGCAUCAGACAUGGUGUCCACCUCCAGAAUACUCGUUGCAGUGGUUCAGAUGUGUUAUGAAGCCAAGGACUGGGAUGCACUGAACGAAAACAUCAUGUUGCUCACCAAAAGGAGGAGUCAGCUCAAACAGGCUGUUGCCAAAAUGGUCCAGGAAUGUUACAAGUAUGUGGAUGCUGUGACCGAUCUGGACAUCAAGCUUAGACUCAUAGACACCCUUCGCACAGUGACAGCUGGCAAGAUCUACGUUGAGAUUGAACGUGCCAGGCUGACAAAGACCUUGGCCGGUAUUAAGGAGCGGAACGGGGAGGUGAAAGAAGCUGCUGCCAUUCUUCAGGAACUUCAGGUGGAGACAUAUGGCUCCAUGUCGAAAAAGGAGAAGGCGGAGUUUAUCUUGGAACAGAUGAGGCUCUGCAUUGCUGUCAAGGAUUACAUUCGCACCCAGAUCAUCAGCAAGAAGAUUAGCACCAAAUUCUUCCAAGAGGAGGGCAGUGAGGAGUUGAAGCUCAAGUAUUACAACCUGAUGAUUCAGGUGGACCAGCACGAGGGCUCCUAUCUGUCUAUCUGCAAACACUACCGGGCCAUUUAUGACACGCCCUGCAUCUUGGAGGACAGCAGCAAGUGGCAACAGGCCCUGAAGAGUGUGGUGCUGUACGUGAUUCUUUCUCCUUACGACAAUGAGCAGUCAGACCUUGUACACAGAAUCAGUGAAGACAAGAAACUGGAGGAAAUCCCCAAAUACAAGGACCUUCUGAAGCAGUUUACCACUAUGGAGCUGAUGCGCUGGGCUGCACUGGUGGAAGAUUAUGGGAAGGAGCUGAGAGAGGGCUCAACUGAUAGCCCCGCCACAGACGUCUUUGAUUGUUCAGAGGAGGGGGAGAAAAGGUGGAAGGACCUGAAGAACAGAGUGGUGGAGCAUAACAUCAGAAUAAUGGCCAAAUAUUACACCAGAAUCUCGAUGAAGAGGAUGGCUGGACUCCUUGACCUCUCCAUUGAUGAAUCUGAAGAGUUCCUCUCCACCCUCGUUGUGAACAAGACCAUCUACGCAAAGGUCGACCGAAUGGCCGGCAUCAUCAACUUUCAGAGGCCAAAAGACCCCAACGACCUGCUCAACGACUGGUCGCACAAACUCAACUCUCUCAUGUCUCUGGUCAACAAGACCACUCAUCUCAUUGCCAAGGAGGAGAUGAUCCACAACCUGCAGUGAAAAAGAAAAAUGUUUUUUGUUUUGGUCCAUAUGUGUUGUUUUCCCUCUGUGGAAAAGCUUUUGAAUAUACAAUAUAUUAGUGGACUGUGAAUGCAGCAUUAUUCCAACGUCUUAAAUGGAGAAAAAUCUGCAGCACGUACACAGCACCUCAACUGUGUUCAUUUUUUACUGUCUGUUAAAACAUCGACAAUAAACACAUGAGCGCC
Molecule: messenger RNA, 1669 nt
Organism: Platichthys flesus (European flounder)
Lineage: Eukaryota; Metazoa; Chordata; Actinopteri; Pleuronectiformes; Pleuronectidae
Gene: psmd12
Product: proteasome 26S subunit, non-ATPase 12
Exons: 11
Coding region: 81-1463 (460 amino acids)
Cellular component (GO): cytoplasm; proteasome regulatory particle, lid subcomplex; nuclear proteasome complex
Source: RefSeq, a predicted model, not a curated record